Molecule: messenger RNA, 1378 nt
Organism: Rubroshorea leprosula
Lineage: Eukaryota; Viridiplantae; Streptophyta; Magnoliopsida; Malvales; Dipterocarpaceae
Source: the annotation of a GenBank genome assembly
GUCCAACCAUCUUAUUUUUCCAAGAGAAUGCUGGAAGUAUCCUUUUCAUUGUACUCGAUUAUCUUUAACAUUUCUAGGAAGAUUUAGGUUCUAAUUUUUGUUUUCAAGUCCUUUAGUGGGUACAUAUUUGCCAUAAUUUUCCAUUUAUGAGAAUGAGAUCCAAUUACCUUGAGCAGCCUUAACUACUGAUCUGCAGAUAUUGCUCACCGUCUUCAAAUGGUUCACAUAAUAUUGCAGAGGUUGCAGUGCAAUGUCUUCAUGCUUUCAUAUCGAGGCUAUGGAGCAAGUGACGGUUAUCCUUCUCAGCAUGGAAUUACCAAGGAUGCCCAGGCUGCAUUGGAUCAUCUCUCUCAGCGAACUGACAUUGACACGUCUAGAAUAAUUGUGUUUGGAAGGUCACUUGGGGGUGCUGUUGGGUCUGUGCUGACCAAAAACAAUCCUGAUAAGGUAGCAGCAUUGAUUCUAGAAAACACUUUCACAUCUAUUCUGGACAUGGCUGGAGUUCUGUUGCCUUUCCUGAAGUGGUUUAUUGGAGGCCCUGGGUCGAAAGGUCCUAAAAUUCUGAAUUUUCUCGUUCGCUCUCCAUGGAGUACCAUUGCCAUUGUUGGCCAGAUUGAGCAGCCAAUUCUUUUUCUGUCUGGAUUACAAGACGAGAUGGUGGACGUUCCAUGCAUGCUCUCAUAUGAGAGCUUGAGAAACUAAUAGGAAAUUAUUUUUGGCAAUUAUGCUUCUUGAAGAUGCAUGAUGUUGUUCUAAUUUGAAUUGUAAAACUGUUUUUAAAAGAGACUUGGUUAGCUUUUUACCUGUGCGGGUAUUCAAAUGCAUACCAUCUCAAUAGAACUCGAGAAGAAGCUAUGGAAAGCUUCUUUGUUUUUCCUCUUCUGCAAUUAUGCUUCUUAGAGAUGCACGUAAUAUUAUUUUUGUUAAUGUACUGUUGUUAAAAGUCAAAAAGUGAAUGAGUAGCUGACUUGUUUUUAGUGAUGAGUGCUUGCUUAGUGCUUUGUUUCUAUGUUAUAUGAUUGACGGUAUGCCUUUCAGAGAAGGAGAAUCUUUGCUUGUAUGGAUUCCCCAAUGAACAGUGGGAAGUUAAUUUACCUGCUGAGGAAGUACCACCAGAGCUGCCAGAGCCAGCAUUGGGCAUUAACUUUGCAAGAGAUGGGAUGCAGGAAAAGGACUGGUUGUCUCUUGUUGCUGUUCACAGCGAUGCAUGGUUACUAUCAGUGGCCUUCUAUUUUGGUGCUAGGUUUGGUUUUGAUAAAGCCGACAGGAAACGCCUGCCCACCUCCGCCUCACCUACGAGGAUGUUUGGCUCCGAUCCUCUGAUGGGGUCAACCUCCAUGCCUGGUUCAUCAAGCUCUUGCCCGAUUGCCGAGGUCAC